CGUUGUCUUCGUUUCUGCCAGCUGACCUGCCAUGUCCAUCUCCAGAGCAGCCCGCAACGCUACAAAGCUCAACCGCGCCAUCCCCCGAGUUGCUUCUGCCACCCCCCGCGCCUUUUCCACCUCCUCCACCGCCAUGUCAGAGUACAGAAUCGAGAAAGACACCUUCGGUGACCUCCAGGUCCCGUCCACCAGGUACUGGGGCGCCCAGACCCAGCGAAGUUUGAUGAACUUUGACAUUGGUGGUCCCACCGAGCGAAUGCCCCCUCCCCUCAUCAAGGCCUUUGGCGUUCUCAAGAAGGCCGCCGCUAUCGUCAACCAGACCUAUGGUCUCCCCGCCGAUGUCGCUCAGAACAUCCAAAAGGCUGCCGACGAGGUCAUCUCUGGCAAGCUCAUCGACGAGUUCCCUCUUGUCGUCUUCCAGACCGGGUCCGGUACCCAGACCAACAUGAACGUGAACGAGGUCAUUAGCAACAGGGCUAUUGAGCUUAUGGGUGGAGAGCUGGGUUCCAAGAAGCCUGUUCACCCCAACGACCACGUCAACAUGAGCCAGUCUUCUAACGACACUUUCCCUACGGCUAUGCACGUUGCUGCUGUCGUCGAGAUCAACGAGCAGCUCCUUCCCGCCCUCAAGGAGCUCCACGCCGCCUUUGCUGAGAAGGCCGAGUCCUUCAAGGACAUUAUCAAGAUCGGUCGAACCCACUUGCAGGACGCUACUCCCUUGACUCUUGGCCAAGAGUUCAGCGGCUACGUUACCCAGCUCGAGAGGGGUAUCGGUCGAGUGGAGAGCACCCUCAAGAACUUGGGCUACUUGGCGCAGGGUGGUACCGCUGUCGGUACUGGCUUGAACACCAGGGUCGGCUUUGAUGUCAAGGUCGCUGAGGAGAUCUCCAAGAUCACUGGCCACAAGUUCGAGACUGCCCCCAACAAGUUUGAGGCUCUUGCCGCCCACGAUGCCAUCGUGGAGGCUUCCGGUGCCCUCAACACCGUCGCUGUCAGCUUGAUGAAGAUUGCCAACGACAUCCGAUACCUCGGUUCCGGUCCCCGAUGUGGUCUUGGUGAGCUCGAGCUUCCCGAGAACGAGCCCGGAUCUUCCAUCAUGCCCGGCAAGUGCGUACAUUUUGAAUGGAACUCUGAAUCCUACUGACAGGUAUUCAGGGUCAACCCCACUCAGUGUGAGGCCCUCACCAUGGUCGCCGCUCAAGUCAUGGGUAACAACACCACCAUCUCCGUCGCCGGCUCUUACGGUCAAUUCGAGCUCAACGUCUUCAAGCCCGUCCUCAUCAAGAACCUCCUCCAGUCCAUCCGUCUUCUUGCCGACGGUUCCAGGAGCUUCACCAAGAACUGUGUGGUUGGUAUCAAGGCCAACGAGGAGAAGAUCAAGAAGAUCAUGAAUGAGAGUUUGAUGUUGGCUACUUGCUUGAACAGCAAGCUUGGUUACGAUGAUGUCGCCAAGAUUGCCAAGAAGGCUCACCGUGAAGGUCUUACCCUCAAGGAGUCUACCCUCGCCCUCGGCAAGCUCACCUCUGAAGAGUUUGACUCUCUUGUUCGACCCGAACUCAUGUUGGCCCCCACCGAGGCUUAAAAGCCGAUCAUUGCAUCGAAAAGAACGGGGAGAAGAGAGAUAGAGUAAUUUCUUUUGGGCAGGUUGAUCUGCAUGCAGUCAU
Messenger RNA from Cryptococcus amylolentus CBS 6039, 1664 nucleotides. RefSeq names its product fumarate hydratase, mitochondrial, variant 2. Lineage: Eukaryota; Fungi; Basidiomycota; Tremellomycetes; Tremellales; Cryptococcaceae. Gene Ontology annotation, biological process: fumarate metabolic process; tricarboxylic acid cycle; malate metabolic process. The record is from RefSeq and is a predicted model, not a curated record. Gene Ontology annotation, molecular function: fumarate hydratase activity. Gene Ontology annotation, cellular component: mitochondrion; tricarboxylic acid cycle heteromeric enzyme complex. The coding region runs from base 32 to 1144 and encodes 370 amino acids. The transcript is spliced from 7 exons.